AUGGGGCCACAGCCAGGCUUUGAAGGAGUGGCUGAGAAGGAGAAGCUUGAGGUGGAAGUGCAAGAUGUCGAGCGGAACAAUGAGCACGCUGUUCAAGAGAAGCGCGGGAGUGAGUCUGGGUCUACCUCCAGCGCGGAGGCAGAUUUCUCAGAUAUAGACGAGAAGAAGGUAAUCAGGAAGAUGGACAUUCGACUUAUCCCUGCGCUUGCAAUCCUCUACCUACUAUCGUUCUUGGAUAGAGGGAACAUUGGAAAUGCGAAGAUUGAGGGUUUAGAUGUUGAUUUGGGUCUUAAAGGCGGCCAGUUUAACUGGUGUUUGACCGUGUUCUUUUUUACAUAUUCCACCUUUGAGGUCCCUUCCAACAUUCUGUUGAAAAGACUGCGCCCUUCGCUCUAUCUACCAUCGAUCAUGCUUGCGUGGGGAACUAUUGUGACCUUGAUGGGGAUUGUACAGGAUUACAAGGGACUGUUGAUUGCCCGGAUAUUUUUGGGAGUUGCUGAAGCCGGGCUGUACCCUGGAGUUGCAUACUAUAUUACUAUGUGGUACUGCCGACACGAGGUCCAGCUAAGGCAGGCAAUGUUCUUCAGUGCUGCUAGUAUAGCCGGUGCUUUUUCUGGGCUGCUAGCAUUUGCUAUUGCGAAAAUGGAUGGGGUGGGAGGAUAUCAGGGAUGGCGAUGGAUUUUUAUCCUGGAGGGCCUCCUUACCGUUUGUGUCGCCGUUGGCGCUUACUUUUUCAUUGAAGAUUUCCCCGAAACCGCAUCUUUCUUGACCUCUAGGGAACGAGAAUUUAUCAUUCAUCGUCUCAAGUUUCAAGGAUCCGGCACGUCUGGGAAGAAAAUACCCCAGACUGAGGAUUUCAAAUGGAAGUAUAUUAAGGAGGUAUUCACGGACUGGCAAGUCUAUGCGUCGCUCUUUGUUUGCGUGGGCAUCAUCUGUCCGCUCUAUGGCACCUCUCUGUUCUUGCCGAGUAUCAUCAAGGAUCUGGGGUACAAGACCUCUACGGCGCAGCUCCUGACGGUUCCCAUCUAUGUGACUGCCGCAACGCUUGCAGUCAUAGUCGCCUUUUACUCGGAUCGAACCGGCAAGCGUUCACCCUUUGUAAUCGGCUGCAUGUCAUUGAUUGGUAUUGGGUUUAUCAUCUGUAUAUCUGCAGCAGGAAGAGGUGUGCCUGGAGUUGUUUACGCUGGCGUUUUCAUCGCCAUCUGUGGGAUAUAUCCUGCCUUCCCCGGUGCUGUAACAUGGCUGGCCAACAAUCUGGCAGGCAGCUACAAGCGUUCUGCAGGCAUGGCAUUUCAAAUUGGAGUUGGCAACAUGUCAGGAGAUGCACCGAAAUACACUCUUGGGCAUGCGCUCGAGCUCGGGUUUCUGGUUGCCGGAGUGAUAUCGGCCGUCUUCAUGCGCGAGGCGUACAAGCGAGUCAACGCCAAACGAGAGCGGGAAGGAAACCAAGGUCUCACCGACCGGGAGCUGAGCGAGCUGGGUGACAAGGCACCUUCGUUCCGCUAUACUCUCUAG
Molecule: messenger RNA, 1515 nt
Organism: Microsporum canis CBS 113480
Lineage: Eukaryota; Fungi; Ascomycota; Eurotiomycetes; Onygenales; Arthrodermataceae
Product: high-affinity nicotinic acid transporter
Exons: 9
Coding region: 1-1515 (504 amino acids)
Biological process (GO): transmembrane transport
Cellular component (GO): membrane
Molecular function (GO): transmembrane transporter activity
Source: RefSeq, a predicted model, not a curated record